This is a messenger RNA of Humulus lupulus (European hop), 1278 nucleotides long. RefSeq names its product heavy metal-associated isoprenylated plant protein 3. Lineage: Eukaryota; Viridiplantae; Streptophyta; Magnoliopsida; Rosales; Cannabaceae. Gene Ontology annotation, molecular function: metal ion binding. Bases 150 to 1049 code for a protein of 299 amino acids. The transcript is spliced from 5 exons. The record is from RefSeq and is a predicted model, not a curated record.
CCUACAACUAACCCCCCUUCCAUUCUUCUACUCCUUUAAAUACUUCCCCAUCCUCACCACGUUUCCUCCUCCUCUCACAUUUCAAUCUUAUUACUCUGAAAAUUUCGGUCAACUCAAAAAAGAAGAAGAAAACCACUUGAAUCCACACCAUGGGCGAGAAGAAGAACGGUGGCGAUAAGAAGAACGGCGAUGGAGGUGAGAAGAAGAAGGACGAUAGCCCCAUUACUGUGGUCUUGAAGGUCGACAUGCAUUGCGAAGGUUGCGCAUCCAAAAUCGUCAAGACCGUUAAGGCUUUCGAUGGGGUCGAAGCGGCGAAAACAGAGUUUGCGACGAACAAGCUGACGGUGAUCGGGAAAGUUGACCCGUCGAAACUCCGGGAGCUGCUUGCCGAGAAGGCUAAGAAAAAAGUCGACCUGAUUUCUCCCCAGCCCAACAAAAAGGACGACAACAAGGCCAAAGACGACAACAAGAAGAAACCAGACGAACCCAAGAAGAAGCCGGACCACAAGAAACCCAAAGAGAAAGAGCCUGCGGUGACAACGGCGGUACUCAAGCUGAGACUACACUGCCAGGGUUGCAUUUCGAAGAUUCACAAAACGGUAACGAGGACCAAAGGGUAUAACGACAUGUCCAUAGACAAGCAGAAGGAGCUGGUGACUGUUAUUGGUUCAAUGGACAUGCAAACUCUGGCCGAGACCUUGCAGGAUAAGCUCAAGCGAACCGUUGAGAUUGUCCCCCCAAAGAAAGAGAAAGAUGCCGGAGAAAAAGAGUCUGGUAAAGGUGAUAACGGCAGCGGUGGAAAAAAGAAGGGAGGCGGUGGCGGAGCAGGCGACGCGGGUCAAAAGGUGGAGGCUGACGGUGGAAUGGUAACGAUAGAUGAGAUUAGUAGGCUGAGUCAAUAUAUGGGUCAGCCCACGUUUGGGUACGGUUACGGGUACGGGCAUGGAUACGGGUUCGGAUAUGGCUACCCGCCGGGUUACAUUGGAGAAAAUGCCCAUGCGCCUCAAAUGUUCAGCGACGAGAACCCAAAUGCUUGCUCUGUUAUGUGACUCACAAACAUGGAAAAUUUGUAAAUAAGGGCAUAGAGAGAGAAUGAUCAAGUAGAGAUGGAAAUUUUGGUUGGGUUAUGCACUUUUUCUUUUCUUUUUAAUAUCUCUAGCUACUCUUAUCUAAGGUUUGUUUGUUUUUUUUUUUUUUUUUUAAAAAUUUUUUGAAUUAAUUCCCAAUAUCUAGUUGGUUUCACACUUCAAUUUUAAAAUAUGUUUUUGGUUUAGUUAA